Molecule: messenger RNA, 2529 nt
Organism: Medicago truncatula (barrel medic)
Lineage: Eukaryota; Viridiplantae; Streptophyta; Magnoliopsida; Fabales; Fabaceae
Product: rhamnogalacturonan I rhamnosyltransferase 1
Exons: 9
Coding region: 625-2148 (507 amino acids)
Cellular component (GO): cytoplasm; chloroplast
Source: RefSeq, a predicted model, not a curated record
AUUUAUUUUUCCCAUUUUGCAAUCUCUUUUUUUCAUAAUAAAGUUUGAAUAUUUUAAAAGACUUUAACGGUGGAAAAAUACAUUUUCUUUCUAGUUAACCUGGAUCUCUCAAUUCAUCUACCCAGUCCCAAACCUUUGAAUCCAUGCACACAAUUAAAAAACUGAGAAAAGGAACAUUUUUCUAUAAUUUUCAUUGAAAUCUUCAAAACAUUCAAUUAAAAAAACAAAAAAUAAGAUUUUUUCCCACUUGAAUGUGAAUAAAAAUGCAUCAACCUUCUUUCUGAUUUUCCUCCGAUUUGAUCCUUUCUUUCCAUUCUCAUUGGAUCUUUACCUUGUUAUUCAAUUCUUCUACUUAAAAAAUAUAAAAAAAAUCGUUAUUUUUCUCUGAUUAUUGAAGAGCUUCAAAUUGUGUGGACACAAUUUGGUGGCAUAAAGAUCUAAUUUUGAGCCUCACCCUCAAUCACCAGCUUCAAAUUCAAUUCUGGGUCGGUUCCAAUUUCUUCAAAAAACCUCAAAACAGUGAGAUUCACUUUGUUGCAGUGUUUAAGAUUUGUGUUGAUUUUGGCUGUGAAAAGUGUUUGAAGGUUAUGGUGAUGAAGUGGCAAUGAAGUGUGUGACAAAGAAAUGGAAGUUAGAUCAUCAGAGGGUAAUCAAGUGAGAUAUUAUGAUAAGCUUCUUCAAGCUGCUCCUUUGAUUCCAAGGAGCCGUUUUCGUGUUUGGUUUAUUCGAAUUUGUUCAACCAUUGUGCUGUGGACAUGUUUGGUUCAGCUUGUUACAGUGAGUGAACUAUGGCAUUCCAAUUUCUUUACUGGAUUUACCAGUCGUAUAUAUCAUACAACUCAACGGCCUCCUCAAGGAGAUGUUAGAUUUGCUCAAUCUCCUCCCAUUUUACUUCCUGCAAGAAAUUAUACUAGUAAUGGUUUUCUAAGAGUGUCCUGUAAUGGGGGUUUGAAUCAAAUGCGUGCAGCGAUUUGUGACAUGGUGACAAUUGCUCGGCUUUUGAACCUCACAUUGGUUGUUCCGGAACUUGAUAAGAAAUCUUUUUGGGCAGACCGUAGUGGCUUCGAGGAUAUAUUUGAUGUAAGACAUUUCAUUGAUUCUUUACGAGAUGAAGUUCGAAUAGUGAAAAGAGUUCCCAAAAAGUUUACUAGGAAAAGUGGAUACUCGACCCUGGAGAUGCCUCCUGUUAGCUGGUCAAAUGAAAAGUAUUACUUGGAGCAGAUUCUACCGCUUUUUGCCAAGCACAUGGUGGUGCACUUCAACAAAACAGAUGCACGCCUAGCAAAUAAUGGUCUCCCAAUUGAUCUACAGAAACUUAGGUGCCGUGUUAAUUACCAGGCACUUAAAUUCACCCCUCAAAUUGAGAAUCUGGGGCAAAAAUUGGUUCAGAUACUUCGCGAGAGGGGACCUUUUGUGGCAUUGCAUCUGAGAUAUGAGAUGGACAUGCUGGCUUUCUCAGGUUGUACUCUUGGUUGCACUCAUGAAGAAGCCGAGGAUCUCAAGCGGAUGAGAUAUGCAUUCCCUUCAUGGAGAGAGAAGGAAAUAGUGUCUGAAGAAAGGAGAUCACAGGGUCUAUGUCCUUUGACACCGGAGGAGGCUGCCUUGGUUAUGCAAGCCUUAGGUUUUGACCGGGAGACACAGAUUUACAUUGCAGCUGGUGAGAUUUAUGGUGGUGAACGUAGACUUGCGCAACUGAGAGCUGCAUUUCCAAAAAUUGUUAAAAAAGAGGUAUUGGUCGCCCUUGAUGAGUUACAGCAGUUCCAAAAUCAUUCAUCACAGAUGGCUGCUUUGGAUUUCAUGGUUUCGGUAGCCGGUGACACCUUUAUUCCUACCUACGAUGGGAACAUGGCAAAACUUGUGGAAGGCCACCGCAGGUAUUCCGGUUUUAAAAAGUCCAUCUUAUUGGACCGGAAAAAGCUUGUACAAUUGCUUGAUAUGCAUCAAAAUGGAACCCUUCCAUGGAAUGAGUUUGUAGAUGUUGUGCGACAGGUUCACGAAAAGAGAAUGGGUCAGCCAACUUAUCGUCGAAUUAUUGUAGACAAACCAAAGGAGGAGGAUUAUUUCUACGCCAACCCUCAUGAGUGCCUUUGUGAGGGAACAAAGUGUGAUGAUUUGCUAGGUCCUCAUAACUCUACUCGAGUAAGAUGAGUACAAGUUGUUGAAUGUAGAAAAUAUGCACUCUUAGCCCAACCAUAAGCAUGAAAGAGCAAAAUCUGAAAAUGGCUCCUUCCCACUGGCAUAAGUUCUUAGAGAUAUUUGUAUACAUGAUUUUGUAGGAAACCAUGGGGAAAAAGGUAAAAUAGAAAAGAAAAAGGAAAUAUAUAUUUAUAGAGGCUUGCAAAGAUGUAUCUUCAGUUUUACCCUUAUUCCCCCCCCCCCCCACCACCAAAUUCAGUAUAGUUGUAUAAUGGCAGUUAAUGUCGCAAUCUUUGAUUCGAAGCAUGAAUUCUAAAGUUCAUUCUCUAUGUAAUCACGGCAGUCAACUGCUUUAUAAAUAAUCAUCAGUACAGAAGUGUAAUUUAUAUUUCA